AUUCGAUCAAUUUGUCUCGAGAAUAGCUUUGAAAUUCUUGCGUAUAUGCCACAUAAGAUGGAUAUAUCGCUAUUUAUUUUCAGAGGAGACCGCGAGCGGUUUGUGUAGGAUGCGAAAACUGUUCCCUCUUGUCUUUAUCGCACGAAUCCCAUCAGUGCAUCACGCAACGGUAGCAAGAGCUGUCUGGGGUUGAAUCAGAUUUCUUGAAGUCACAUUCCAUCGCUCUCCUCAAGUGCGCGCGUUCUGUUGAUUAUCAAGACACAUAUCAACCUUGACUCGUGGUGAUCUUACGUAGGGUAUUCAGUGACCAUUGUGGCGCCCGUAUGGCCAUGUCAGUCUCAGUAGCACUUCCUUUCUAUACGGCAUCUUUGGCCCUUCUUAUUGCGUUCGGUAUCCUACGGUUUCUAUUCUGUACCUUGGUGUUCCGAAAGCUGGUCGUUAAACUGUUCAUCAAGUUUGCAGGAUGUGAAAUCAGCCAAGAAGUGUACGGUAACAGUUUGUUUGGAUGGGAGAUGUAUAAAGCGGUGACGGCCGCUUUGAUGACAGAUCUGCAGAAAAAAGCGAAGCUCGGUGCAGAAGCACCAAAUCCUUGUGUUGUGUCGGCCGACGGCCAGUUGCGUUCAAAUUUAUUGGACUUCGCCAAGAAGAGCAGGCCGUUGGUGGUGAAUUUCGGUAGUUGCACUUGCCCUUUCUUCAUGGACAGGCUGAGAGACUUCAACGAGAUCACGGCGGAUUUUAGAGAUAUAGCUGAUUUCGUCGUCAUUUAUAUCUCCGAAGCGCAUCCCUCAGACGGUUGGGCUUUCAAGGUAAUAAUAAAAGCCAAAAUUUAUUUCUGAGAUACCCAAUUUGUUGUAUAAUCCUAGUAAAAAUGUUACUUUAAAAUCGGGGCAUAGGUUACCGACUAGUGGUGGCUUCAAGCUUUAUCUCAUUCUACCACGCGCUUAGAUCCGUAGUAUUGUAGUGUAUACGUUCGUAUAUACGUAUUUGAAUUCGAAGAACCGUGAAAUUAGACUAUACAGUUUGCUGUCUGUAGAGGAAGCCCUGUUUGAAUAGUUAAUUAGUGAAGGAAUGAGCUCGGACUUUGCUCUGACUCGUAUAUUCUUUUUACAUCACGAUCUAGACUGACUUCCACGUGAAACAGCAUCGCACUCUAGAGGAAAGAGUCCAAGCAGCUCAGCUGUUUCAGGACGCGUCUAAGCUAGAAACUCCAGUGUUGGUGGAUUGUGUAGAUAACGAAGCGAACCAAGCGUAUGGCGCACUGCCAAUCCGACUGUGUAUUAUCUUAAAUGGAAGAGUUGAAUUUGUUGGCGGGAUGGGUCCGACAUUUUACAGAACACAGGAGGUCAGACGAUGGUUAACGAAAUGGAGGGAAAGUGAAUUGAACGUGUAACCGUAGUCCUAUAUACCUUCACAAUUAUUCGAAGUAGCACAGUGAGAUACAAGGACGAACACUGAAAACGAAAGUUCAAGCACGUGUAUCGCCUUCUUUCACUGUCGCUGUAUCACUUACAGACAAGAAUAUCAUGAACAACUUUAUAAGGAUUGUAAUCAAGGGGCUAGUGACGACCGCACGACAAACACUAGCCGAAAAGCCUAGAGCUACAUACCCUGUACGCUCGUAGGUUAUCAUAUUCAGUAGACCUGAAAAUCUGAAUGCUGCCGUAAAGGCGGGUAUGGAAGAUAAAUUUGACACGAACGUUCUCACAUGCUUCACUCGAGAAGACAAUAUUUAAUAACCAUACAUAAUUAUAUUACUCUCGUUUCGUCGUCAUCAGAGUUAUCAUAAGUUUUUAUUCAAUACAGAAUUUCUAUUGGGUAAAAGGUAAACAGUUUCUUUUAGUUUCAGUUGUCCUUUGCGAGGUUUAUAUUACCUAUGUUGUUCCCUACAAAGGCAAUGUCACCAGUUUCGUGGUAUUUGCCUGAAGGUUAAAGGAACGAAAAUACGAUACAACUAUUUUAAUCUUGCCCUGUGCGGUCAUUGCAUUUGUGUUGUAUAACAAAACAAAAGAACAAGGUGCGAAAUAUAAAUAACAGCUAAAAAUUGAAUCUUGCUGCGAGUCUUAAUCCCCUAACCUCGUUCGGCGAUCAUUUUUUACUUCACCUUAGAAUAUACAAACAUGAAAUCUAAUUACGCGAUUUUCAAGCCAUCAUAAACCGCGGAAAGUUGGUAAAUGUCAGGAGACGUCAAGUUUCAUUUUUUUUGUGAAGGUUGUUUAUCGCAAAUCCGGAAAAAGGUACACGUUUGGUUGACACUUUCAACUUGACCGGAAGAUUAGUGUCCAUGAAGUCAAUCCUAGAUGAUGAAAUAUAACAUAUUGCCGAGGAAAUACCUACAAAACUAAUGCUAUGAAGUGCUACAAACAAAGCUCUUUGUUUAAUUACCAGUUGUUUUCUUGUUGAAUGACCCUGGAGGGUUUGCAAGCAUUAAAACGUUUGCACCUCUGCAAAGUUGGCAUCACGCGAUGAUUUUCUCAUUGAACGCCACCGCCAGAAAUCCAAACACGGGUGAUUUGAGCUCACCGGGGAGAGCUCUCGUAUUACGUGCGAUAAUCUCUGAUUGUCGAGACCCUGUUUAGAGAGAAAUGUUUACGAAAUUCAUCGCGUGACUAUCGAGUCUGGUAAACAGCCUUUG
Pocillopora meandrina is the source of this 2632-nucleotide messenger RNA. Lineage: Eukaryota; Metazoa; Cnidaria; Anthozoa; Scleractinia; Pocilloporidae. The record is from the annotation of a GenBank genome assembly.